Messenger RNA from Mesocricetus auratus (golden hamster), 2445 nucleotides. It is a transcript of the gene Comp, whose product is annotated as cartilage oligomeric matrix protein. NCBI's taxonomy places the organism in Eukaryota, Metazoa, Chordata, Mammalia, Rodentia, Cricetidae. The transcript is spliced from 19 exons. Gene Ontology annotation, molecular function: calcium ion binding. Gene Ontology annotation, cellular component: extracellular region. The record is from RefSeq and is a predicted model, not a curated record. The coding region runs from base 65 to 2332 and encodes 755 amino acids. Gene Ontology annotation, biological process: cell adhesion.
CGGGCGCGGGAAUAAAUAUGGCUCGAGCUGGGGCGCAGACAGCAGCAGCAGCAGCUCUGCCGCGAUGGGCCCCACCGCCUGUGUUCUAGUGCUCGCCCUGGCUGCCAUGCGCGCGACGGGACAGGGCCAGAUUCCUCUGGGUGGAGACCUGGCCCCACAGAUGCUGCGGGAACUUCAGGAGACCAACGCGGCGCUGCAGGACGUGCGGGAGCUGUUGCGACAGCAGGUCAAGGAGAUCACGUUCUUGAAGAAUACGGUGAUGGAGUGUGACGCGUGCGGGAUGCAGCCCGCGCGCACUCCCGGCCUGAGCGUGCGGCCAGUUCCGCUCUGCGCACCCGGCUCCUGCUUCCCCGGCGUGGUCUGCACGGAGACGGCGAACGGCGCGCGCUGCGGCCCCUGCCCUCCCGGCUACACCGGCAACGGCUCGCACUGCACCGACGUUAAUGAGUGCAACGCUCACCCCUGCUUCCCGCGUGUGCGGUGCGUCAACACCAGCCCCGGCUUUCGCUGCGAAGCCUGUCCACCUGGGUACAGCGGCCCCACCCAUGAGGGCGUGGGGCUAGCCUUCGCUAAGGCCAACAAACAGGUUUGCACGGAUAUUAACGAGUGUGAGACCGGGCAGCACAAUUGCGUCCCAAACUCCGUGUGCGUCAACACCCGGGGCUCCUUUCAGUGCGGCCCCUGCCAGCCGGGCUUCGUGGGUGACCAGGCAUCAGGCUGCCGGCGGCGUGGGCAGCGUUUCUGCCCCGACGGGUCACCCAGCCCGUGCCAUGAGAAAGCGGACUGCAUCCUGGAGCGCGACGGCUCGCGGUCGUGCGUGUGUGCCGUCGGCUGGGCCGGCAACGGGCUCCUAUGCGGCCGCGACACGGACCUGGACGGUUUCCCGGACGAGAAGCUGCGAUGCUCAGAGCGCCAGUGCCGAAAGGAUAACUGCGUGACGGUGCCCAACUCGGGGCAGGAGGAUGUGGACCGCGACGGCAUCGGAGACGCGUGCGACCCGGACGCGGACGGGGAUGGGAUCCCCAACGAGCAGGACAACUGCCCAUUGGUUCGAAACCCAGACCAGCGCAACUCGGACAGCGAUAAGUGGGGAGAUGCCUGUGACAACUGCCGGUCCCAGAAGAAUGAUGACCAGAAAGACACAGACCGGGAUGGCCAGGGCGAUGCCUGCGAUGACGACAUUGAUGGCGACCGGAUAAGAAAUGUAGCUGACAACUGUCCCAAGGUGCCGAACUCUGACCAGAGCGACAGGGAUGGUGAUGGUGUUGGGGAUGCCUGUGACAACUGCCCCCAGAAAGACAACCCAGACCAGAGGGAUGUGGAUCACGACUUUGUGGGUGAUGCCUGUGACAGCGACCAAGACCAGGAUGGUGACGGACACCAGGACUCCCGGGACAACUGCCCCACAGUGCCCAACAGUGCCCAGCAGGACUCGGACCAUGAUAGCAAGGGCGAUGCUUGUGACGAUGAUGACGACAAUGAUGGAGUCCCUGACAACCUAGACAACUGCCGCCUGGUACCCAACUUGGGCCAGGAGGACAAUGACAGGGAUGGCGUGGGUGACGCGUGUCAGGAUGACUUCGACGCUGACAAGGUCGUAGACAAGAUCGACGUGUGCCCUGAGAACGCGGAGGUUACCCUCACCGACUUCAGGGCCUUCCAGACAGUGGUCCUGGACCCCGAGGGUGAUGCGCAGAUCGAUCCCAACUGGGUGGUGCUCAACCAGGGAAUGGAGAUCGUGCAGACCAUGAACAGCGACCCUGGCCUAGCUGUGGGUUACACGGCCUUCAAUGGCGUAGACUUUGAGGGCACAUUCCAUGUGAACACUGUCACUGAUGAUGACUACGCUGGUUUCAUCUUCGGCUACCAAGACAGCUCGAGUUUCUACGUGGUCAUGUGGAAACAGAUGGAGCAGACCUAUUGGCAAGCCAACCCCUUCCGGGCGGUGGCUGAGCCGGGAAUCCAACUCAAGGCUGUCAAGUCCUCUACAGGUCCUGGGGAACAGCUCCGGAAUGCACUGUGGCACACGGGAGACACGGCGUCCCAGGUGCGGCUGCUUUGGAAGGACCCUCGAAACGUGGGCUGGAAAGAUAAGACGUCCUACCGCUGGUUCCUGCAGCACCGGCCUCAAGUUGGCUACAUCAGGGUACGGUUCUAUGAGGGUCCCGAGCUAGUGGCUGACAGCAACGUGCUGCUGGACACAGCCAUGCGUGGUGGCCGCCUGGGUGUCUUCUGCUUCUCCCAAGAGAACAUCAUCUGGGCUAACCUGCGCUACCGCUGCAAUGACACAAUUCCCGAGGAUUACGAGAGUCACCGGCUGCGGAGGGCCUAGGGACCGCAAGUGAGGUACCACUGGCCGACGGUCUGUGGUAGCCUGAGCUACAGGUGUCUGCGGGCCUGGCAUCGUCCGGAGGGGAAAGGCUAAUAAAGUAUGAAUGUGGGGGA